Molecule: messenger RNA, 3096 nt
Organism: Abrus precatorius (Indian licorice)
Lineage: Eukaryota; Viridiplantae; Streptophyta; Magnoliopsida; Fabales; Fabaceae
Product: type IV inositol polyphosphate 5-phosphatase 7-like
Exons: 14
Coding region: 880-2637 (585 amino acids)
Biological process (GO): phosphatidylinositol dephosphorylation
Molecular function (GO): phosphatidylinositol-3,4,5-trisphosphate 5-phosphatase activity; inositol-polyphosphate 5-phosphatase activity; phosphatidylinositol-4,5-bisphosphate 5-phosphatase activity
Source: RefSeq, a predicted model, not a curated record
AAAAAAUAAUUUGGUAUCUAAGAAUUAAAAAUUAGAGGAUACAUCUUAGAUGCGUCUCUAAGAACAUGAUAUCGAAUAUGAGGGUAGCACUAAUACCUUGCCAUUUUUGGGGUAUAAUGACUCCAUAAUUCUCUUCAGACAUUCUUUGUCCAACAAAAGAAGGGAUAAAAAAACAAAACAAAACAAUAACAUUAUAUACACAAGUCCCUUUUUUUUUUUUUUAAUUCUUUAACUGCUUUUGCUUUAGUUAGAAGGCCAAAAAACUGGAAGAAGAAUGCAGCUACAGGAACAAGAGGAUGCUGCUGUAGAUCUCACUUAACAGUUCACAUCCCCUCUUCACUUUGCUGACUAAGGGCAGCUUUGAUCAACUGACCGGGUCGUUUUAUGCAGAAGCCUUAAAGCAAAAACACCCUGCCCGUUGCCCCCUUUGUCUUGAGCUAAGAGAACGAGGAGCCCGCUUUCUCUCUUUCUCUCUCUCUCUCUCUCUUUCUAUCUAUAUGCUUGCUGCAUUGUCUUGUUCUACUUCAGAAUCUCUUCUCACUUCCACGCAUUAAAGUGUUGUCUCUCUCUCUCUUACAAGUUGGUGGCGCUUUCUUUCAUAUUUGUGGGACUUUGCCUCCAUGUUCUUACACUUUCUACUACUAGUGUAGCAAGAACACAUAGCAACGGAAGAGGAAACCAAGAAAACAUAUAAGGCAUUUUGCUCUCUAAUGUUGAGUUUCUCUAAUCAGCCUACCCUUGUUUCUCAGCUCUGAAUAGCGUGGAGAUAGGAGAAGGGGUUGCCAAACCAAUGAUAUUUUGCUCUUCAAUAUUCUGAGAAGUUUUGGGUGUGUAAAUAAUAUCAGUGUUUGAGGAGCUGUAUGAAUUUGAACUGCAAAAAUGAGAGAUGAGAAUUCCAAGAAAAGCAAGCUCUCAUGGUCAAAGAAAAUGGUCAGAAGGUUCUUUAGUAUCAUAAGCAAGACUGAGGAUUCCCAGGCAGAUGGUGUGGCGUAUGGAGGAGGUGACGUGGAAUACAGAAGCAGGAACAGCUUCUCUGAGAGAGAGCCACGCACAAUUAAAAAGGGCAAAACAGAGAAGUUUAGCAGGAGCACAGAUCAAGUCAGGCGAGCAAGAAUGAAUCUCGACCAUCCUAGAAUUAUAGAUGUGCAGAAUUAUAGCAUUUUUGUGGCUACAUGGAAUGUAGCUGGAAGAUCCCCACCAAGUGAUUUAAAUUUAGAUGAUUGGCUUAGUUUUUCACCACCGGCUGAUAUAUAUGUUCUUGGCUUUCAAGAAAUAGUUCCCUUGAAUGCUGGUAAUAUCUUAGGGGCUGAGGACAAUGGCCCUGCCAAAAAAUGGUUAGCUCUCAUCAGAAAGACUUUGAACAAUCUUCCUGGUACUAGUGGAAGCAGUGGAUGUUAUACACCAUCUCCCAUACCUCAGCCAGUUGCAGAGAUAAAUGCAGAUUUUGAGGGAUCAACUGGGCAGAAGAAUUCAUCUUUCUUCCAUAGGCGAUCAUUCCAAACAACUUCUAGUGGUGGUUGGGGAAUGGACAAUGAUCCUUCAGUUGUGCAGCCACGGUUAGAUCGAAGAUAUAGUGUUUGUGAUCGUGUGAUUUUUGGUCACAGGCCUAGUGACUUUGAUCCCAGUUUUAGAUGGGGUUAUAGGCCUAGUGACUAUUCCAGGGCAAGUGACUACUCAAGACCAAGUGACUACUCAAGAUGGGGUUCAUCUGAUGAUGAUAAUGCCCUUGGAGAUUCACCAAGCACAGUUUUAUUUUCACCAAUGUCUUAUGGUGGCGGUGGACCUGCCUCUAAUGAAGAUGGAUAUGGCAUGCCAAUACAUUCAAGGUACUGCCUUGUUGCAAGUAAGCAAAUGGUGGGAAUAUAUCUUACCAUAUGGGUGAGACGUAACCUGAAAGACCAUGUUCAAAAUAUGAAAGUAUCUUGUGUUGGAAGAGGAUUGAUGGGCUAUCUUGGAAAUAAGGGAUCCAUCUCAAUAAGUAUGUCUGUACAUGAAACAAGCUUUUGCUUUAUCUGUAGCCAUUUAACCUCAGGAGAGAAAGAGGGUGAUGAACUAAGAAGAAAUUCUGAUGUGAUGGAGAUUCUUAAAAAGACAAGGUUUCCUCGUGUUCAUGGUGUGGACAAUGACAAGUCUCCGCAGACAAUCCUGGAGCAUGAUCGAAUUAUAUGGCUUGGAGAUUUGAAUUAUCGGAUUGCUCUCACCUACCGUUCGGCUAAGGCACUUGUUGAGAUGCAUAAUUGGAGAGCACUGUUAGAGAAUGAUCAAUUGAAAAUAGAGCAGAAAAAAGGCCGCGUGUUUGUGGGAUGGAAUGAAGGAAAAAUAUAUUUUCCUCCAACAUACAAGUAUUCAACUAAUUCAGAUAGAUAUGCUGGAGAUGACAUGCACCUCAAGGAGAAAAAGAGAACACCUGCUUGGUGCGAUCGUAUUCUGUGGUAUGGAGAAGGUCUUCUUCAGUCAUGUUAUGUCCGCGGGGAAUCGAAGUUUUCAGACCACAGACCUGUUUAUGGCAUAUUUUGGGCUGAGGUUGAGUCAACUCAUGGCAGAUGGAAGAAAAGUAUGAGUUGUUCAAGUACCAGAAUUGAGGUGGAGGAACUUCUGCCAUAUUCCGGUGGAUACACUGAACUAAACUUCUUCUGAAGGAAGAGUGGAUAUGAGACAUGUUCAUCCUCAUUCAAUUACUGUUCAGCAAUUGGUCCCCCAUCACCAAGCUGGAGUUACUUUGAAGAAAUUCAUUCAUGGAGGGAGAUAGUGACAACCCAUUUCCCACAUACCGAAAAAGUUUAUAAUCUGUAGUUUUGGGCUACAGUCAUGCUUUGCCUAACACAUGAUCAGUACAGUACAUCAUCCUCAUCAUCUUGUUAGCUACUCACACACCAGCUUCAAUAAUGUGCAUAGUUUGAUACCCAAUUAACAAACAAACAACUUUCCAGUGUCUCAGCCCCGUUUGAUCCUUCACAGUCAGUAGGAAGUUGAAGAAGACCAUUUUUUUAUUCAAGAUUUUUUAGUUGUUCUUGGAGAAUAUUAAUGAUGGCUGAAUGAAGGUGGAAGCUCGUCAGAACAAUAGUUUAGGCACUAACUUUAUUUAUUUAUUUAUUU